AUGGCUGAUAAGCUGCUGAACCGCAAAGGCGACUUAAUUCGCGACCAGCUCGAGUGCAAUCCUGUUCCCAUGGAUUCAAACGACCCCAUGUAUGAUAGCGAGACAGAAGAUGACAACUGCUUUUACCAAGUGAUCGAAGUGGGGGCAUGCGACUAUCGGUCCACGAUUAACAACCAGAGCUGCUUUUCUGUUUCACGCGAACCUGGAGCUCUUGUGCGCCCCCCCAAGACCGCAGAGGAGUUUCGCGCUGCCGUCGAUGAAACGCUCAAGGCUUUCUUCGCGUCCGCGGACUCGGUUGACUUGGCCGCCCGUCUUCAAGCGCUGGAUUGUCGAUGCUACCACGAUGCAUUCGUAGUGUACGCUGUCCGCGCCUCCCUAGACAGAAGCACAGAAGAUCAAAGGCGGAUGAGCGCAGAGUUUGCACUUCUUGCCGACAAGGGUCUUCUCACAAGGCAACAGCUGUGCAGAGCUUUUGAGAAACUGGUGCAAAGCUCGGAUGACAUUGAGUUGGACGUGCCAGAUGUCGCUAGCCGAUUAUUUGCUUUCAUAGAGUGUGCCUCACUCGACAACUGCAUCGGGGCUGAUGUUCUGAGUCGUUUGCCGACCGCGUUCGUUUCGAAGCUCGACCCUGCAGUUGUUGCAAGCAACAUUGUUGUCCAGGCAGCAGUCCGCCAAAUGCAGGAGUUUAAAGCAGCCCUCGCGGAGUUCUUGGAGGACGUCUUUGAAAGCGAAGGCGUACAGGAAGCAGAGCUCUUCCUGCAGGCACAGGACAAGCCACUUUGCCAACACGAGUUUGUGUCAAAGCUCGUUGUGGCAUCUUACUCAAGAGGUUCCAGGGACCGGGAACUUGCCAGUAAUAUUCUUGACCGACUUUAUGGGAAGACGCUAAAACCAGAUGACUUGCAGGUUGGAUUCUCUCGGCUUGUAGGGGCAGUUGAUGACCUUGCUCUGGACGUGCCCCAGGCACACGAUUUCCUGACGAAAAGCUUGGCUCGGGCUGUAGUGGACGAGCUUUUGCCCCCGGCCUUUUUGGGGGAUCGGUAUAGGCUACACUUUGGAGGGAUUGGAGGGAUGCAAGUCCUCAAAAAGGCACAGAAGUGGCUGUGUGAGCAACCAGGAAAGGCUGCAAGCGAACGUUUUAGAAAGAUCUGGACAGGAACGGACCCGACGAUGCGGGAAGCACGUAUCUUCAAGCAUGAACUUAAAGCUUGCAUACGCAAGUACCUUGAUACCCUCGACGCAGCCGAAGCGGCGAAGGCAAUUAUAGACAUGAAUCUGGCUCCUGACCAGGAUUCCGAGGUAGUACGCAAAGCCUACAUCUUCUCUAUGGAGCGAUCGAAGGAUCCAGAACAGGCAGCAAAAGCUGUCGUAGGACUUCUUGAGCAACUGCGUGCUCUAGGAGAACUUGAUCAGGAAUGCAUUAUCCAGGGCUUGGCGCAGAUUAAAGAUCUUCUCCCCGAUAUUGAGUUGGACGUACCCAACGCCCAGCAAAAGAUAUGCUACAUGGUUGCGGCCUCGCGAAACAAGGGGCUUCUGCCUGCUGAUUAUGUAUUUGCCGAAGAAGCAGUUGAAGACGGACAGUAA
Eimeria necatrix is the source of this 1584-nucleotide messenger RNA. Its product is annotated as MA3 domain protein, putative. Lineage: Eukaryota; Apicomplexa; Conoidasida; Eucoccidiorida; Eimeriidae. The transcript is spliced from 10 exons. Gene Ontology annotation, biological process: negative regulation of DNA-templated transcription. The record is from RefSeq and is a predicted model, not a curated record. The coding region runs from base 1 to 1584 and encodes 527 amino acids.